AUGCGUCGCGCCACCGGCUGCCCGCUGAGCCAGAUCUGCAUCCCCCCUCCGGCCGUGCUGGUGCGGAGCUUCCCGGUGAGCUCCAGCCUGGAUCCCUUCCCAGGCCUCCCUCGCCGCCGCAGCCCCGGCUGCUACCCCGGCACCACCACCUACGUCAGCCUGGGCAGCCUGGGCAGCCUGGCCCAGGCCACCAAGCCCUGCGGCCUCGUGGCCACCUUGAGCGGCGCCCCGUGCGACCAGGACGUGGUCGGGUGCUCCACGAGGUUCUGCAGGAACCCCUGCUGCUGCUGCCGGGUGACCGAGAGCUGCAGCAGGAGCCGGGACCUCUGCCAGGAGGUGGCCAAGGGCUCCACGGGCACGUGCCAGGAUCUGUGCUGCCAGGAGGUCACCAAGUGUGUCACAACGUGCCAGGAUCCGUGCUGCCAGGAGGUCACCAAGUGCACAACCACGUGUCAGGAUCCGUGUUAUAAGGAGGUCACCACGUGUGCCACCACAUGCCAAGAUCCGUGUUGUCAAGAGGUCACCAAGUGGUCACAACAUGCAGAUCCGUGCUGCCAGGAGGUCAGCAAGUGUGUCACAACCACGUGUCAGGAUCCGUGUUAUAAGGAGGUCACCACGUGCGCCACCACAUGCCAAGAUCCGUGUUGUCAAGAGGUCACCACGUGCACAACGACGUGUCAGGAUCCGUGCUGCCAGGAGGUCACCAAGUGCACCACCACGUGUCAAGAUCCAUGUUAUAAGGAGGUCACCAAGUGUGUCACCACGUGUCAAGAUCCAUGUUGUCAAGAAGUGACCAAGUGUGUCACCACAUGCCAGGAUCCCUGCUGCCAGGAGGUCACCAAGUGUGUCACCACGUGUCAGGAUCCAUGUUAUAAGGAGGUCACCAAGUGUGUCACCACGUGUCAGGAUCCAUGUUAUAAGGAGGUCACCACGUGCACAACGACGUGUCAGGAUCCGUGCUGUCAGGAGGUCACCAAAUGUGUCACCACGUGUCAGGAUCCGUGCUGUCAGGAGGUCACCAAGUGCACCACAACAUGCCAGGAUCCGUGUUGUAGGGAGGUCACCACAUGCACCACCAUGUGCCAAGAUCCCUGUUGUAAGGAGGUCACCAACUGUGUCACCACGUGCCAAGAUCCGUGUUGCAAAGAAGUGACCAGCUGCACCACCACGUGUGUGGAUCCCUGCUGCCAGGAGGUCACCAAGUGUGUCACCACAUGUCAGGAUCCCUGUUGUAAGGAGGUCACCAAGUGUGUCACCACGUGCCAAGAUCCCUGCUCCAAGGAGGUGACCACGUGCACCACAACAUGUAAGGAGGUCACCAAGUACACAACCACGUGCCAGGAUCCGUGUGGUCGGGAGGUCACCAAAUGCGUCACCACGUGCCAAGAUCCAUGUUGUAAGGAGGUGACCACAUGCGCCACCACGUGUGUGGAUCCGUGUUGCAAGGAGGUCACCAAGUGUGUCACCACGUGCCAGGAUCCCUGCUGCAAGGAGGUCACCAAAUGCGUCACCACGUGCCAAGAUCCGUGUUGCAAGGAGGUCACCAAGUGUGUCACCACGUGCCAGGAUCCGUGUUGCAAGGAAGUGACCACAUGUACCACGUGUGUGGACCCGUGCUGCCAGGAGAUCUCCAAGUGUGUCACCAGGUGUGUGGAUCCCUGCUGCCAGGAGGUCACCAGGUGUGUCACCACGUGUGUGGACCCGUGUGUCACCACGUGUGUGGACCCGUGUGGCAAGAAGGCCCCCAGGGGCCUGACGCCGUGUUACGAGCCCUGCUGCAAGAAGGUGACCAAGUGGAGCAGCCCGUGGGUGAUCCCGUGGUGCAAGAAAGGCGCCAAGUCCAGCGCCAGAUGUGGAGACCCCUGCUCCAAGAAGGGGAGCAAGUCCAGCUCCAGAUGUGCGGAUCCGUGCUACAAGAAGGUGUCCAAGAGCUCCACCCCGUGCCAAGAUCCGUGCUGUGUGACCAGGUGUGACCCCAGGUGUGUGGACACGUGUUGUCAGGAGGUCGCCAAGUGCAGAACCAGGUGUGUGGAUCCCUGCUGCCAAGAGGUCACCAAAUGUGUCACCAGAUGUGUGGAUCCCUGUUGUAAGGAGGUCACCAAGUGCACCACCAGAUGUGUCGAUCCAUGCUGCCAGGAGGUCACCAAAUGUGUCACCAGAUGUGUGGAUCCCUGUUGCAAGGAGGUCACCAAGUGUGUCACCAGAUGUUUGAUCCCUGUUGCAAGGAGGCACCAAGUGGCCACCAGAUGUGUCGAUCCCUGCUGCCAGGAGGUCACCAAAUGUGUCACCAGAUGUGUGGAUCCCUGUUGCAAGGAGGUCACCAAGUGUGUCACCACGUGCCAAGAUCCCUGUUGUGUGACCAGAUGUGCCACCAGAUGUGUUGAUCCCUGCUGCCAGGGGGUGGCCACAUGUGCCACCAGGUGUGUGGAUCAGUGCUGCCAGGGGGUGGCCAGGUGCCAAGAUCCCUGCUGUGCCACCAGAUGUGCCACCAGUGCGUGA
Zonotrichia leucophrys gambelii is the source of this 2499-nucleotide messenger RNA. Its product is annotated as keratin-associated protein 16-1-like. The record is from RefSeq and is a predicted model, not a curated record. Lineage: Eukaryota; Metazoa; Chordata; Aves; Passeriformes; Passerellidae.